AUGAUUGAAAGCUGUGCAAUCACAGUGGCCAGCGUCCUGAUCUUCUCUACGUGGAGCCGCUACCUCGAGUCGCCGACCGCCACCGCCGUCGAAACCACAAACUUUCCUGUGUGGAAGGUACCUUUUCCGGCAGUCACAAUCUGCGACCCGAACCAAGUUGUUCUUUCUAAAGCAAAGAGGCUGGUGCAGAGAAUGAGCGAGGGAAACAAGGCUGUGGAAAAUGAGCUAAUGGAAGCCUUUCCUCACUUUCGAGAGAUACUGAAGCACAAUUUCGUUCCUUUUUCCAACGUCAGCCUAUUACAAAAUGCGAUUACAAAGAACGGGGUGGGCUUGACGGAACUUAUGAGAGACUUGGCACCGAGUUGUUCCGAUAUUAUGGUCCAAUGUCAGUGGAAAGGGGUGGAAGUGGACUGCAGUAAGCUGUUUACCCGCAGCCUUAGUGACAAUGGAUUUUGCUGCUCUUUUAACUAUGCAGAGCCGUGCUUUGGCCGAAACUGCACGUCAAACAGAGCAAAACCGUCUUCACUGACCCCUCUGUACACAGCUUCAGUGGGCAACAAAUUUGGUUUGAGGGUCACCCUGAGGUUCGAUUUGAAGGAAAGAUUUGUUCCUCUUGUUUCUACAGAGGCGAUGAGAGUGAUGUUGCACAAUUGGUACAACUACCCAAACCAAUGGUCGGCGGCAGAUCAGCUAAUUUCACAAGGGCAGUAUACUUUCAUCAGGGUAGCAGCGGAGACGACCUCGUCGACCAUGCCAGUGAAAAAGUUGCCCCUUCAAAAGAGUGGAUGCAUAUUUGAGGAGGAGGACGAAGACGCGUCAACUAUUAAAGAAUCUGGAGAAAUGAAUGGUCAAUCCACAUACAGCAGAGAUAACUGUCUCGUAGACUGCAGACGGAUAAACGUGAUGGAUUAUUGCCAUUGCCAGCCAUACUAUUACCCCUCAAGAGACAACGUGAGAUUGUGCGACUUUAGAGAUUUGAGUUGCAUCUUCAAACAUAAAGUUUUGCUAAGCCGUUUGAGACCGAAUUUGAAAGAUUUGGAAAAUUCCGGGAAUCAUUUGUGGGACGGACAGGAAGGGAUGGACUGUGAUUGCUCACCCCAGUGCAACGAAAUAAGCUACCGCUAUGAAACAACCUCAGGAAAUCUCCGCAACUCCGUUUCAAAUCCUUACCACCCUGAAAACCAUUCCAUCAUCUACGUGUUUUUUGGCAAAAUGAUCGGAACUCGGUACAGAAGGGAUUUGCUCAUGUCGUGGGAAACUUUGUUAAGCAAUGCUGGAGGAUUAUUUGGUUUGUUCAUGGGAUUCAGUUUGCUAAGUGUCGUCGAGUUUGUCUACUUCUUCACCGUUCGACUGUACUUUGAGUUGAGAGGACGAAGGAAUAAAAAAUCUUUGAAGAAGUGGAGUGCAAAGGUCCGACCAAGGCACUGGAAAAUCGCUAGCGCCAGAAACGUCAAACUGAAACUGCCUGUGAAGGAUGACUUUGGGAGAUACCAAUUUGACGGGCGUCACAGACCUCCUCGCUUUGUGUAUUAAUUUUCCUAAGUGUGUGUUGGCCUUGAAAGGCAUUCUAGUCUGUUGCAAUGAAUAAAUAUUACAGUGAGAGUGGAUUUCAUGAAAAGCAAGCUGGUUACUGUACACAAUUUAUGGCCAAGUUGUAUUUCAGAAAUACACACAU
Neocloeon triangulifer is the source of this 1675-nucleotide messenger RNA. Its product is annotated as sodium channel protein Nach-like. Bases 1 to 1533 code for a protein of 510 amino acids. Gene Ontology annotation, molecular function: ligand-gated sodium channel activity. The transcript has 11 exons. NCBI's taxonomy places the organism in Eukaryota, Metazoa, Arthropoda, Insecta, Ephemeroptera, Baetidae. The record is from RefSeq and is a predicted model, not a curated record. Gene Ontology annotation, cellular component: membrane. Gene Ontology annotation, biological process: sodium ion transmembrane transport.